UCAGCCCGUGCCCUGCCCAACCAUUUUUAUACACAGCCCUGCUGUGUUUUUCCUUCUCUCCUGGCAUCGCUUUGUUUGUCUUCAUAAAUCUCUCUAUCUGUCUUCUUAUUUACUAUUUUGCCCCUUCUUUCUUUCCGCACUAGAUCCAUCGUCUCUAUUAAGGGUUUUAAUAUCACAAUCCUCUGCAAUCGUCUUCUCUGAUCCGAUUCUCUAUUUCACCAACCGAUCGUUUCCUUAUACACUGAACAGAAAUCGUUCAUUAUCGUUUCGUAAUAGUUAGUUUCCGUCGUGAAUUGGCAAUCCACUAAUCACUUGCAUUUCAUUUCGUUGACUUUGAAUCUUGCCUUUCACAGGAUUGAACCGGAGUAGAAGAAUUUAAUUUUAGGAUUUAGGUGCUCACCCCCCCCCCCCCCCCCUCCCUCCCCCUUGCUUUUUCCUUUUUAAUAAUUUGGGGGAUUUAGGUGUAGAAAUGUUGGGGGCUGGAUUGCAGUUUACUACGAGAGGUCGUGGGGACAAUCGGUUUUACCACUCGGCGAAGGCUUGGAGGGUAAACCAGAAUCAACAUAAUGAUCAACUGCGCAGAGCGCAGAGCGAUGUUACCGUGACUCAAUCGCCUUCGGUCAAGGAAAAAGUGGAAAAACCGGCGAACAGGGAACCCGAGAACCGGACUGCUUUGGAGGAAUCUCCCAAACCGGUUUCAGUUCCGGCCUUAGAACCUGUCGUUUCUCCGUUGAGUAAUUUAGAGCGGUUUUUGGAGUCUAUAACUCCAUCUGUGCCUGCUCAGUACUUAUCUAAGACCACAAUGCGGGGCCGCAGGACUUGUGAUGUGGAAUUUCAGCCAUACUUUGUACUUGGGGAUUUGUGGGAGUCUUUUAAGGAAUGGAGUGCUUACGGUGCAGGAGUGCCGGUAAUUUUGAAUGACAGCGAUUCUGUUGUUCAGUAUUAUGUCCCAUAUCUGUCCGGGAUUCAAAUAUAUGGAGAGUCUACGAAGAAGUGUGUGAAAUCGAGGAGACUGGGCGAGGACAGUGACAGUGAUUUCAGGGAUUCAAGUAGUGAUGGUAGCUUUGAUAGUGAACCUGAAAGAGGACUGAAGGGCUCAAGGGAACAAUGGAAUCAUUAUCAUUUACUAAAUGAUGUUCCUCUUAGAAUGGAUAGAAUGUCUUUGAGAGAUCAACUUAUUGCCCACCAAGAGGACUUUUCUAGCGAUGAAGGUGAAUCUAUGAAAUCCCAAGGUUGCUUGCUAUUUGAGUUUCUUGAGCGAGAUCCCCCUUACAGCCGGGAACCAUUAGCUGACAAGAUAUCAGAUCUUACCUUGCAUUUCCCUGAAUUGAAGUCACUAAGAAGUUGUGAUUUGCUAUCAUCUAGCUGGAUUUCAGUGGCAUGGUAUCCCAUUUACAGGAUACCAACUGGACCAACAUUGAAAGACCUGGAUGCGUGCUUUCUGACGUACCAUUCUCUUCAUACAUCAUUGGGAGGUGCACAAACUGCUCAGGCCCCGGUGGUGACAUACCCCAAUGAGAUGGAUGGUGUGCCUAAGAUGUGCUUGCCUGUUUUUGGUCUUGCAUCAUACAAGUUCAAGGGAUCCUUGUGGACCCCUAAUGGGGGAUGUGAGCGCAAAUUGGCAAGUUCUCUCUUGCAGGCUGCUGACAAUUGGUUGAGAUUGGUUCAGGUCAGUCAUCCAGAUUUCCUGUUUUUCUGCCGCAGAUGAUAGAAAGAUAUGAUGGUUACAACACUCCUCCAACCAUUCUAGAAUCUAUAAGCCCAAUGCUCUUGGUACAUGCUUGAGUUGUGUGAGAUAAAAUCCUUAAUUUGUGGAGAUCAAGAUGACAGGUCAUCUGCAAUAUUAUUGAUUUAUAUCCUUUACAAUAAGUUAUAUGGGAGAAGUUGGGAAAAAAAAGACACUCCUAAGAAGGCUUUGGAAUGGAAGGAGUGGCAGUGCAACAAGGCUCAAGCAAAAAUGAAUAGAGGGAACAUAGAGUUCGGAUAAGCUGCUGCACCUUGAACAGAACCAAGGUGAAAUUGUGUUUUGGUAUACCGUCAAUGAAAGCAAGUUUCAUCUUGCUUGUUCUUCUCAAUAUUUAUAUAUAAACCAGGCACUUUUUUUAGUCCUGCUGAUCAGUGCUUAGCAUGUAAUAUUUUAUUUUUAACUUCUAUAAGGGGAUUUUGAUAGGUUGUAUUGUCAUAUUUAAGCCUGCCCCAGAUAUGUAUUUUAACACUUUUUAAUUUUUAUUUUUAUCUGGUUAGUAAUGUGUUGGAAAUGGUUAGUAUUUU
Molecule: messenger RNA, 2271 nt
Organism: Hevea brasiliensis (rubber tree)
Lineage: Eukaryota; Viridiplantae; Streptophyta; Magnoliopsida; Malpighiales; Euphorbiaceae
Exons: 6
Coding region: 470-1708 (412 amino acids)
Source: RefSeq, a predicted model, not a curated record